UAUCAACGGCAAGUGGAAUCGCCUAACUGAUACCGAUUUUAGAAAUGGAAUCAACCGUAUCUUUUCUUCGCAAUACUGGUUGGUUUCUAAUGUUUGUUUUGUAUCGCUUUAUAUAUAUAUCUUGCAGCUACACGAGAAAUUAUAAAAUCUUCCUCAAACUGUAUCGAAGAGGAGAUCACGCACAAUGCUCUAACUUGUAGUGUAUACAUUGAUAUGCCGUCUGCUGUGAAUUAUAUUGGAACUUAAAUGUUUUUGCCAUAUGUGGCCCCUUUCUUUUUCUUGUGAUCAUCAUCUGUAGAAUCUACUCUUUAAUUUUUGUUUUCGUUUACAUCUAUAAAAUGCUUACCUUUUUGUAUAAUUUUUCCGUCGUCACGUCUUAGUAGUCAGUAUCCAGAAUUAGAUUUAAAACCACGAUCAAAUUAUAUAUCGUCAUAUAUAGUUAAGAUAACAAAAAAAAAUGGGUAACGAAGUUUUGCCUUUUUUGUUAAUGGUGACGGUGCAAGUUGGCUAUGCAGGGAUGAACAUUGUAGGAACACUUGUCAUGGAUGCUGGAAUGGACCCUUUCGUCCACAUUGCUUAUCGCCAAAUAAUUGCCACCAUUUCCCUUGUUCCCUUUGCUUACUUCUUCGAGUGGAAAACUAAGCCGCAGUUGACAUCAUCUAUUCUUUUCUGGAUUUUCUUAUGUUCUUUGUCCGGGUUAACCGCAAGUCAGAUUGCAUACUUCGUUGGGUUAAAGAAUUCCACUCCUACUAUCGCCUGUGCAUUAUCAAACUUAAUUCCAGCAGCCACUUUUCUCCUGGCUAUCCCUUUUGGGUUGGAGAAAGUGGGGUUUAGAAGUAAGUCAGGGCAAUCCAAAGUAUGGGGUACAAUAAUAUGUGUUGGUGGUGCCAUGUUAUUGUCCUUGUAUCAUGGACCUAUUGUAAUUGGUCAAUCUGGCAUCCAUUGGAAAUUUGCAGAAAAUACUGAGAAAAAGAACUCUACUGACCAUGUCAAUUUAAUCUUGGGACCUUUAUUGCUUAUUGUUAGCACUGUUUCUUAUUCAUUAUGGAUUAUUUUCCAAGCAAGAGUAAGCGAGAAGUAUGCAGCUCCAUACACAAGUACAAUGUUGAUGUGUUUAAUGGCAAGUUUUCAAUGUGUGAUAAUUGGGGUUUUUGUGAUUCAUGAUAAAGCUGCUUGGUUUCUAGACCGUAUGAGAACUAUUGCCGUUCUUUACAAUGGAAUUGUAUGUACUGCGUUAGGAUAUUGUCUAACUUCAUGGUGUAUACAAAGAAAAGGUCCUCUCUAUGUCUCCGUUUUCUACCCUUUAAUGCUAAUCAUAACGGCCGUUCUUAGUUGGACUUUGCUUCGUGAGAAACUAUAUCUUGGAACAGUUGUAGGAUCGUUCUUGACAGUAGUGGGAUUCUAUGGUGUCCUAUGGGGAAAAGAUGAGGAGAAAUCCAAGUCGGAGACAGAAAAUCUUGAGAUAAAAACAGAUAAAUUGAAGCAGCAAGGAGCAAAGUGAGAUUUAGAACUGCUAUUAUCUGGGCAUUCAAAUCCUAAAGCCAAUGCCAGUAAAUAGACGCUCCUAAGUAUGCAUUGAUCUUAUUGACUUUCGAUCAGUUUAGGAAAGAGAAAUUUUAGUAGUCCAAUGGGUUGAUUACGUAAACUUUCACCUUGUUGAUAAGGAUUUAAUUAUCCACCUUGUAAUCCCCUAACCUUCCCCUAGAGCUAUUUGGUCUAAUUACAAGACCUAAUCAUGAGUCAAGUUUGCAUGUUAACUUGUGUAAUAUCAUGAAGUUAUUAUGAAGCUUAGUCCCA
Messenger RNA from Nicotiana tabacum (common tobacco), 1797 nucleotides. Its product is annotated as WAT1-related protein At1g09380-like. Gene Ontology annotation, cellular component: membrane. Gene Ontology annotation, molecular function: transmembrane transporter activity. The record is from RefSeq and is a predicted model, not a curated record. NCBI's taxonomy places the organism in Eukaryota, Viridiplantae, Streptophyta, Magnoliopsida, Solanales, Solanaceae.